AUGAAGUUCUCCACUGCUGCCUUUAUUGCUCUUGGCUUCCUCGCCGGCAACGUCGUUUCUGCCCCCACAUCCCAGUCUAACAACGUCGCCCUCCCAAUCGCGGCUCGUGCCGAUGCCUUCGUAGCGAACGACGCUGCUGCCAUCCCUGCCCGAGAGGAGAAGAGGGCUCAGGGUGCAGGGAACGGCAAAGGCAACGGCAAAGGCAACGGCAAAGGCAACGCCGCUGCGAAGAACAAUGGCGGCGGCGCUGCGACUAACAACGCCGCCACUGCGAAGGCCGACGCCGCAAAGUUCAACGGUCUGGCUUGUACGGAUGGAAAAGGCGCGGGCACUUGCAACGCCAACGGCCAGUGCGCUGUCAACGGCAAGACCGCACCGAUCGCCGGCCAGUGCGGUGUGGCUGCUGCUGAUGCUGCUGCUGCGAAGGGGGGCGCUGCUGCGAAGGGGGGCAAGAAGGCCAACAAACGUGACGUUCACCUCAACUGA
Messenger RNA from Colletotrichum navitas, 486 nucleotides. RefSeq lists its product as uncharacterized. NCBI's taxonomy places the organism in Eukaryota, Fungi, Ascomycota, Sordariomycetes, Glomerellales, Glomerellaceae. The record is from RefSeq and is a predicted model, not a curated record. The coding region runs from base 1 to 486 and encodes 161 amino acids. The transcript has 2 exons.